This is a messenger RNA of Drosophila subpulchrella, 4408 nucleotides long. RefSeq names its product ras-like protein family member 10B. The transcript has 8 exons. The record is from RefSeq and is a predicted model, not a curated record. NCBI's taxonomy places the organism in Eukaryota, Metazoa, Arthropoda, Insecta, Diptera, Drosophilidae. Gene Ontology annotation, molecular function: GTPase activity; GTP binding.
AAAAAUGGUCCAUCGACGGGAGAUGAACAGCAACGAGAGCAGCAUCCGCCAGCACAUCCGCAAGCCAAGUCGCUGCCAAGGGCCAAAACCAAAGCCAAAGCCAACCGAACCGGGCCAAGUCUAAAAGAGGACGUGUGUGGUAGUGAAGUGAGUUCGUGCCGAGCGGGAUUUAAAAACAAUAGAUAUGCCAGGACUGUAAAUGCCUUUUCAAAAGUGCCACAAACACAUGUACAUAAAAUAAAAUAAAAGCAAACACAAGAGCCGCGUUUACAAAUAGAACACAAUAAAGGAUAUUAUGUUGCUGCCAACAUGAGUAGAAAGUCAGCAAAAAAAUCACCCCGAAAAUAAGCUAACAGCAACACCCCACAAAAUAAACUGAAAAAAAGGAAACAGUUAAGAGCGGAAAACAAAGUAAGAAAAUCAUAAUGAUGAUGGAUUAACUGCUCCCAGUUGAUGCUGAUGUUGUGUGAGUGAGAAAGCGAGAGUGUGGGAGGAGCAGCGGAAGCCGCAGCAGCAGCAGUAGCAGCAACAUCAACACAGCAGCAACAUCGGCACAGCAGCAACAUUGCAACAGCAGCAGCAACAGCAACAGCCAAGCAGAAUCAGCCAAUUUUAUGGAAUCAUUUAGCAACAACAAAGAACAUCUGCCAAUCGAAUUGCAACUAAUUUUAAAGCUUGCUGCCUGGCUUUGAGUUUGCUUCACCCCUCGACUUUUACUUCUAUUCCCCCAAUUCCGCUAAAUCAGUCAAGCUGGCGUCGUUCAAGCAGAAAAAUAACAAUAAUACUAUAAGCAAUUACAAUAACAAUAUAAUGUGGAGUAGUACUAUAUCGCCAACCAACUCUAAGAAACUAUUGAUCGGUAGCACACGAAGCGUUGAUUAUGUCGGUGAUAGUGCGAGGACCGCAGCAGGCAAUAUCAAAACAGGAGCAGCAGCAUCAGCAGCAGCAGGAGCCAAAGGAUCAAAAGCCAAAGCCACCGCCAUCGCAGCCACAGCCGCAGCAGCAGCGAACACAACCAAGAUCUCAAUUGAAAUGGAGCUUCAUAUACAGAAUAAGUGCAUUUCGGCAUAGCGCAUCACUCUGGAGGGUGGUGCGGAGCCGCCAUGGCUGCAGGGCCCCCUUAAAGCCGCAUUUUUGGGGGCUACUGGGGUCGGCAAAACAAGCAUACUACAGCAAUUUUUCUACCAUGACUUUCCCAGCACUCAUCAGACGACAACACAUCGCAAGAUUUACAAAAACUGUCUGGUCUGCGACACCUGCAUACGUGAGCUGAUGGUACUGGACGUUCCACCCCAGAAGCGAUUUCCGGCUGACAACUUUGCCGAGUGGAACAACGGACAUCCGCUGGGGCUGCGAACGGUGCACGCCUAUGUCUUGGUCUACGACAUGGGCAAUCUGGAAACGUUUCAGUACUGCCGCUCGAUGAGAGAUCAAAUCUUGGACAGUUUCAGUCAUCGUGAUUUUAGCAUAAUUGUGGUCGGCAAUAAAUUUGACAAUGUGACUGAGGCGCAGGCCAACUCGCAGGAGCUCAAGGAUAUUUCCACGCUGGUGCGCAAACAUUGGCGCUGCGGCUACGUCGAGUGCUCGGCGCAAUAUAACUACAAAAUCGGCGACGUAUUCCGUGAGCUGAUGGGCUGCACCAGCUCGGGAGGAGGCGGCGGCGCCGGAGGAGGCGUGGCCGGGGUCGGUGGCCUGGUUGGCACUGAGUACUCACAAUCAACUAGGAAUAAAGGACGCUGUACAAUACUUUAGCAAAUGUUGCAUAAGUUUUUUAAGCAAACGCUCUGAUCCGGCGCACUAUAUCCGGGUGGAUUCGGUGCGGGCAGCAGCUGCUGCUGCAGCCGGGGCAAGGUGGCGUAUACGCAAUCCCCAAGGAGGACACACAAAGACGACAUUGUUGCCCCUUGCCAACGCCUGCAGUUGCAUAUUUUAACAUAUACUUUUAGUGGCCAAACUCCACGCCCCACACUCCGCACUCCCGGGUAGCGAGUCCACACCACCUCCCUUUGUUUGCCAUUAUUACAACACUUUGCUGGCUGCUUUUAUGGGCGCUUUCUGCUGGGCUCAUUUAAAUGGCGAAGGGACUGCCGAACGAAGGAUGUGUUUGGCCAACGGCAAGGAGUCCCGAUUCCGAUCCUUGCUGACAACUUUUGUGCGUCCGCAUUUGCAAUUCAAUACCAUAAGCUGGAAGGAAGCGCAGUGGCCGUGAAUAUGCAGCGAUAUCCGCAAAGUGCAGCAACCAUUGCCAGCGAAAGUUUGAUUCCUUUGUGGUUAUUAUCAUCGUUGUGGUUAUUAUUUCUGUCGUGGAACGUAAAUAGGCAAUUAUCCCACCAUAAUUUACAAUACAUUUUAUGUACGAACGAAUAACCUUGUUAUCGAUACAAACCGAAAUAGUAUAGUUCUUAAGUAGUUAACCUAAGCUAUACACAUAUACUUAAACAUACUUUAACGUUGUGAUCAUUUCAAGAAUUAGUUCUUAAGGCACACAGACAGAACUUCGGUUAAUGUCAAGUCAAGUCAAGUCAAGUCUCCGAAACUGAAUUACCAGAAAUACCUAACUUAAGGACAACAUACGAGUAAGAGCAAUUUAAUAAAUAGCCGUAAGUGUUUGGAAGAUCGACCGAAGGCGGUAAAAUCAAAGAGUUACAAUCAUGCCAUUAAAACCGCAAGGUUAGCAUUCAUAAUUAUCCGCUGCAAAAUUGAACAUCCUUUAAAAAUAUAUAUUUAACUAUAGUUGACUACGAUCCAGGGCUCUUCAUGGGGCUCUCGGUUUUUCAUUAACACUGAAAUUAAAUCAAAGCAAUAGAAUUCCAAAAUAUAACGAAUGAUUGUGUUUAUAACAAACUAAUAAUAAAUAGAUUAUUCAUUUUCGUCGUGAGGGAGCCGUGAUCAAGAAGCCUUAAGAACCAGAAGCAAAUAUUUCAUAGUAAACCUUAGACUUAACUAAGAUUACAACUUGAUUGAAGCGCACAAAAUCGACGAUUGUGUUAUUAUGAUAUACUCGAAAUUGUUAGGCCCUAGGUUAAAAGUUAUUGGAUUGCGUGUCGUAAGGCACCAUGCCAAACACACCUAGCCGAUGUGUUAUUCAGGGUCUACAGCUCUAUCCGCUGGGCACCGCCAUGUUAAUUAUAUUCUGCGCUGAUCCACGAAACACAUACAUACCAUACCGAUCUCUUUCUUUACCUCAACAAAAGAACUCAAACUACUCAAAAGAAAAGCAAUCAAGGCUGACUUUGUACAUAGAGAUUUCAAAGGAAGAACUUUGCCAAAAAAGCUAUGGAAACCGACUUUUACAGCAAUAUAAGUAAGCUCUAACUGAUAUUCAAGGUAAAUAACUGGGCGCACUGCCAAAAAUUGGUUCCACUCCCAGUUGAGUGCUCGGCUAAGAUUCUAGGAAUAGAUAAGAUAACAAACAAAUUCGAAACAAUUUUUUGAACUUAUUUCAAGGUUAACCAAGGCAAAAUCGAUAAUAAUACAUGAAGUAAUAAACCAUUAUUGUUAUAAAUAAUAUUAAUUGAAUAUACAUUUGGCGGCUUUGAUAAGGGACAUAUACUGUUAAAACAUUAAUGAUACAUAGCAGCUUCCAUUGCUUACUUGUCCAACUAAUCCAAGCCGGGAAUUUUCAACCUUCGCAUCAUCGCCGAACUGAUCCCAACUUGAGAAAUGUGUUCAUAACGUUUCACUCUCCAAACUGAAACACCCGCAAGUAAGCAACUGAAAAGCUCUAUAAUAGACAUAUUUAUAUGGAACAUGCCUAUAUAUACACAUACAUAUAUAAAUGUAACGAUAAUUGUACGAGUUUGGUUCUAGUUUUCGUCUUUGAUUUUCAACUUUUACGGAUUCGUCAAAAUGGCUGUUAAUUUUUGGGAAAUAAAAUGCUAACGCAAAACAGUUAAAGGGAAUUAAAGCAAAAUAAAAUAAACGCAACAAGGAAAAUUGUUGAAUUAUUUACAUUUAAGCAACGCGUUGCCUGCGACAGUUUGAGACAAGAGAAAAAAAUAGGUGUAGCAAAAUAACAAUUAAACUCUAAAAACUCAAAUAUGUAUUAACGAAUCAAAUGCUUCAGCCGCUUGUUGUUUGUUCAAACCAUUCAAACGUAAUAAUUUUAAGUAAAAGCCGCUACGUUUAGAUAAGUAUUACUGGAGUGCAUAAGGCACUCAUGAUCUCUGUUAUUUUUUGUAUAAUAAAAGGCAUGACGCCAAUGCAAAGUAGAAACAAAUUGUUAAUUGAACAGGAGCUAGCCACAGAGUAGCAGAAGCAACGCACCGAAAAUAAAUGUUAAGCAAUUGAAUAUAAAAUGUCGGCCGGAAACGGAAGCAAACAAAUAUCCGUGGACAAACCGUUAGAAAAGUAGAGAACGUUUUUGGAAAAUGCGCAAAGUCGCAAAAAAAACAAAAUAAAGUGAUAU